AUGCUCUUCCGAGUAGGAGACUUUUCACUUGAUGGAUAUCCCGAUCUUCUUGCUGUUCUUGUGGAGAAGCAAAGCUUGGGGCAGAUAAAGGAGGUUCGAAAUCAACAAGAGCGUCUUCAUUCAACCAAAGGAGGUAGCGCUAGGAGAAAUCAAGAUGGCGUCGUUCUUCGAUCUGAAGGUAAAGAGGAUGGAAGCCUGGACAUUCUUAUCGAAUAUAAGCCGUUCGAAGGAGACACUAAGUUCAGCUUUAUUUAUUGUGAUGACAAAGGUGAUGUUACUUUCCUCAAAGUGCAAGUCUUCACAAACGUGUGCGGCAAGCAUUGUGAGCCGUCGUCAAAGGAAGUGGGGUUCAGUGUUAGUUGGAGCGGUGCAUGCACUAGCUUCAGUGUGUCCGACGGCUGGGGUGGCUCUUUGAAAGGCGCUUCAUGCCAACUUCCCUCCUCGACUCAUCGAGCCCUGGCUGCACCUUAUCUGUUGUUUGGACUGGGCCGAAGUCCCAACUUUGUUGAUGAGUUGACUAUCGGUGCGCCACUUUAUUGUGAUGGCUUAGCAGUCCGUCAACAUACGCUGAAACACUUUUUGAUCUUUUUGAUCAUUUUAUCUGAUGAAGACUCGUUGAUGCUCUUCCGAGUAGGAGACUUUUCGCUUGAUGGAUAUCCCGAUUUUCUUGCUGUUCUUGUGGAGAAGCAAACCUUGGGGCAGAUAAAGGCAAGAUCAAAAAGCUAA
Molecule: messenger RNA, 726 nt
Organism: Cylicocyclus nassatus
Lineage: Eukaryota; Metazoa; Nematoda; Chromadorea; Rhabditida; Strongylidae
Source: the annotation of a GenBank genome assembly